Molecule: messenger RNA, 1041 nt
Organism: Rotaria sordida
Lineage: Eukaryota; Metazoa; Rotifera; Eurotatoria; Philodinida; Philodinidae
Source: the annotation of a GenBank genome assembly
AUGGAUAUAUUAGGUUUAGGAUCAAAAGUUGAUGCAGAUUUUAUACUUGAUCCUCAAGGUCAACGAAAGCAGAUUGAUGUUAAAAUUGAUGAUACGAAACGAUCAUCACAAUAUAUUUAUUAUGAUGGUGAAGAUGUUAGUGGAACGGUACAAAUUAAAUUAAAGAAAAAUAGUAAAGUAGAACAUCAAGGAAUUCGAUUGGAAUUUAUUGGACAAAUUGAGAUGCUGAAUGAUCGUAGUACGAUUCAUGAGUUUAUAAAUCUAUCAAAAUUACUUGGAUUUCCAGGUGAAUUAACUGAUAGUACAUCAAUAGAUUUUAAUUUUGGAAAUGUUGAAAAACCAUAUGAAUCGUAUAAUGGUAUUAAUAUUAAAUUAAGAUAUUUUCUUCGUUUAACAAUUAUAAAACGUUUUUCUAAUAAUGUUUUUGAACGUGAUAUAUGUGUUCAACAAUUAUCACAAUAUCCUGAAAUAAAUAAUAGUAUUAAAAUGGAAGUUGGUAUUGAAGAUUGUUUACAUAUUGAAUUUGAAUAUAAUAAAUCCAAAUAUCAUUUAAAAGAUGUUGUUGUUGGAAAAAUAUAUUUUUUACUUGUUCGUAUUAAAAUUAAACAUAUGGAAAUAGCUAUUAUAAAAAAAGAAAAUACAGGUACGGGACCAAAUAUUUAUGCUGAAAAUGAAACUAUUGCAAAAUAUGAAAUCAUGGACGGUGCACCAGUUCGAGGUGAAAGCAUUCCAAUACGUUUAUUCUUGGCUGGUUAUGAAUUAACACCAACAAUGAAAGAUGUUCAAAGAAAAUUUUCUGUUCGAUAUUUUCUUAAUCUUGUUUUAGUUGAUGAAGAAGAACGACGUUAUUUUAAACAACAAGAAAUUUUUCUUUGGAGAAAACAAGAUAAAGAUAAAGAUAAAACAAAACAAUCAGCUAAACAAUAUGCUCAUUAUCAACGACCUACUCCAGCUAAUCAAUCCGAAGAAAAUCCGACUGAAAAUUCAUCAGUUAAUGAAGUUUUAUCAUCGGAGAAUAAUAGCGAUAUACCCAGUGAUUGA